This is a messenger RNA of Ostrea edulis (European flat oyster), 2821 nucleotides long. RefSeq names its product DNA ligase 1-like. The record is from RefSeq and is a predicted model, not a curated record. Gene Ontology annotation, biological process: DNA recombination; lagging strand elongation; DNA repair. The transcript has 22 exons. Gene Ontology annotation, molecular function: ATP binding; DNA ligase (ATP) activity; DNA binding. NCBI's taxonomy places the organism in Eukaryota, Metazoa, Mollusca, Bivalvia, Ostreida, Ostreidae. Gene Ontology annotation, cellular component: mitochondrion; nucleus. Bases 218 to 2821 code for a protein of 867 amino acids.
UUUACUGAACCUGUUUUUGUUUUUUUUAUCUCCUUGUUUUUCUCGUUCUGUUAGGAACUUAGCAAAUCAUUCUCUAUAUUGAUUUUUAGCCAGAUAUGAUAAAAUAAUCUUAGUUUACCGAAUCACUAAGUCGGAAAUAUGGAGGUUGAAUUGUCAAAAGAACUCUUCAACGUUCAAAAGGUACAUAAGCUAUUGGCGGGAAACAGCAACAAGAAAAAUGCAGAAAUCUAUUACGUCUUUUUUCUCGUCUCCAAAGCCCAAAAAGGAAGACACAGAGACAAAACGAAGUGACUUUGAUAAUGAAAGUAAAGAGUGUGCUCCCCUGAAGCAGAGCAAUGGAUCACCUAUCAAGGACUCUCCCGUCAAAGUGUCCAGGAAGAAGAGAUGUCGGAUCAUUGAGAGCGAUGAGGAAGAGGAUGUAUGUGCUGAUGAACAGGAGAACCAGAAAAAUAGUCCUGAACCAGUAAAGGUCAAUGGGGUUAGUGAAGAAAAGAAAACAUCGGAUGUUGUGGAAAAGUUAGAGUCCCCUGCAAAAUCACCCUUUGGUCUACCAGUCAGGAGAACAGCAAGAAAAAGUAUGACAUCACCCAAUAGCACAAAGAAAAACCUGUCAUACAGUCCAGUGAGGGAGCCCUCUACCAAGAAAUCGAAAGUAGAGGUCAAGGAACCGAAAGUAGAGGUUAAAGAUCAAGAAGAAGAGGUCAAGGAACCAAAAGAAGAGGUCAAGGAUCCAAAAGUAGAGGUCAAGGCUGGGGAUGCAAAAGACUCUAAAACUAAAGAGAAAACAGAGGAAAAAUCUGACACAGAGGAUACUCAGAUAGAAGUUAAAGAGGAAAUUGUGGAGGAAAACAAAGAGGAGGAAAUGGAAGUGGAGGAAACAAAGGAAGUAAAACGAGAAGUAAAAAAAGUAACUACAUCAAAAUCCACCAAGAAAACUCCAAAAUCCAAGAAAGCAACAUCAAAGCAAGUGGACAAGACUCAGUCCAAGGAACAAAGCCAAACUUCAAAGGAAGAAAAAGAUACAAAGACAGAAGCUGAUUCUGGUAAAAAGAAGCUCCACAGUUUCUUUGCACCAAAGACUGAACAAAAAACUGAAGAUUCCUCAAGUGAAGGAAUGAAAACAAGUGACAAAAGCGUGAAGAAUUUAUCGUCCAUCAAGAAGGAGGAGGACAGCGGAUACAAUCCGGCCAAGACGAACUAUCACCCCUUAGAUGACGCGGUGUGGAAACACGCGGACAAGGUUCCUUACCUGGCCUUGGCAAAGACCUUUGAGGCAAUAGAAAACAUCUCUGGAAGACUGAAGACAAUUGAAAUCCUCAGUAACUUUUUCCGUUCUGUGAUGGCCUUGAGUUCUAAUGACCUUUUACAGUGUGUGUAUCUCUGUCUGAACAAACUCGCCCCGGCGUAUGAGGGACUGGAGCUGGGGAUAGGGGAGACGGUACUGAUGAAAGCCAUCGCUCAGGCAACGGGUAGAGGCAUUGACAAAGUGAAAGCUGAUGCCCAGGAAAAAGGUGACCUUGGACUGGUGGCAGAGACAAGCAGGAGCUCUCAGCGAACGAUGUUCACUCCAGCCAAACUGACAGUACCAGCCGUGUUUAGUAAACUGAGGGACAUAGCAGGAAUGUCCGGUAAUUCUGCUAUGGCGAAAAAGAUAGAGAAGAUUAAAGGCAUGUUUGUGGCGUGUCGGCAGUGUGAGGCUCGCUACCUGAUUCGCUCCCUCGGAGGAAAACUCAGAAUCGGUCUAGCAGAACAGAGUGUGUUAACAGCCCUGGGAAAUGCAGUUUUCAGGACGCCUCCAGGUCAAGAUUUUCCACCAGAAGUGUUAGAUGCUGGAAAAGGCCUGGGUGCUGAUUCCCUUAAAAAGAAAAUGGAGGAAUGUGCUCUCAUAAUCAAAUCAACCUACUGUGAAUGUCCAAGUUACGACGCUAUUAUACCGGCCUUGAUUAAGUAUGGUAUACAAGAGUUACCAAACCACUGCAAACUGACCCCAGGUGUUCCUUUGAAGCCAAUGUUAGCUCAUCCUACCAAAGGAGUUAGUGAGGUUUUCAAACGGUUUGAUGAGGCGGACUUUACCUGUGAAUAUAAAUAUGAUGGAGAAAGAGCACAGAUACACAUCCUUGAGAACGGUGAUGUUCACAUCUACAGCAGAAACUCGGAGAACAAUACCAGUAAAUACCCAGACAUCAUCGCUCGGAUCCCGAAGGUGAAGGCCGAUACUGUAACCUCCUGUGUUAUCGACUCGGAAGCUGUCGCGUGGGACGCAGAGAAAAAACAGAUCCAACCAUUCCAAGUCCUCAGCCACAGGAAACGGAAGGAUGCUGAUGCCUCGAAUAUUAAGAUCCAGGUGUGUGUGUAUGCAUUUGACCUUUUGUACCUCAACGGAAAAUCUCUGGUGAAGGAGCCUUUCAGGAAGAGGCGAGAACUUCUCCACUCGUCAUUCAGGGAAGUCGAGGGAGAAUUUGUGUUUGCCAAAUCCAUGAUUUCAUCCAACACAGACGAGAUUGCCGAAUUUCUGGAUGACUCCAUUAAAGGAAACUGUGAGGGUCUUAUGGUGAAAACCCUAGACGUAGAUGCUACGUAUGAAAUUGCCAAGAGGUCUCACAAUUGGUUGAAGCUGAAGAAGGAUUACUUGGAUGGGGUAGGAGACACAUUGGAUCUGCUCGUGAUGGGGGGUUUUCUGGGGACAGGAAAGAGAACUGGACGCUACGGAGGAUUCCUCCUGGCCUGUUACGAUGAGGAGAAUGAAGAGUUCCAAUCCAUAUGCAAGAAGUAUCUUAAUCAGCUGAUCAAGUAUCAUGAACAAUCCCACAAUGCAAAGUAA